This is a messenger RNA of Colletotrichum godetiae, 2661 nucleotides long. RefSeq lists its product as uncharacterized. The transcript has 5 exons. The record is from RefSeq and is a predicted model, not a curated record. Lineage: Eukaryota; Fungi; Ascomycota; Sordariomycetes; Glomerellales; Glomerellaceae. Bases 1 to 2469 code for a protein of 822 amino acids.
AUGAAACUUGCAUAUAUGGCGAUGUGUGGAAACCUUCAGGGCGCCUCUACCUUCAACCUUACAACAUUCUACACCGAUGAACAAUACCCCAUUCAUCUGAAGCAGAACAUCUCGGGUUCACGCCCCAGAUUCGUCAAAGUGCCGGAGGGCUGGCUAUGUAACCCGGAAGAAGUCAAGAGAUCUGUACGGCCACCGCCACAUGACUGCCCUGACUGUCAGAUAGGGUACUACUCUAAGAGCGAACAACAUGCGUACAGCCACUCCUACCACCACAGCAUCUCAGAUACCUCUGCAGCCAAUACAGCGUCGGCAUAUGUCAAAGAGGCUCAAGAGAGCAGGAAGCACAUCACCAACCGUCUCAGCUCCUAUGUCGAUCUCCUCAUGAGCCGCUGGCGGAAGCGAAGCCAGGAUCAACGUCGCGAGCUACUAAACAAGGCCGUGCCUGAGCUCGAGGAGCCCCAGUGGAUCAACUCCAGAUACGGAUACAGCGAGGAGAAGUUUCGAUUCGGUGAGCGGACUAUGCAGAGGCGACGUCACCUGUUGGUUCCUUGGCUCAAUGUCAAGGUGCUUAAGACGAGUCCGGCUGUCCUGUUCGCCCUCCUCCAUCAUCGGACUCUGUACCCGCCAGAGGAUUUCGCCCCGCUAGACUGUCGUCAGAUGAAGUUGUCUUGGGCCUCUGGAAAUUUUGAUGUCGUCUUCUCUGCCAAGUAUGUCGUCAUGUCCGGAUCCCGGUAUGGCGAUCUUGUCGUCUGGAACGCGCAACAGACGCAUACUGGAUGCACGUUGGGGUUUCCUCGCGCACGACUUGUACACGAAGCUCAAGCCUUCCUCAUGAAUGUCCUUUCCCGAAUCACUGAUGCGAUUCUCGAUAGCGCAGAUACUGCAAGCGCCAGUACGAGGACAGAUAAAUGGAGAACCCAGACCUCGACUGGUUUCCGACACACGGGCAUAGACGCGCAAGGCAGAGGCGAUUUUGACCACCUCACCGAUCUUCAGUGCGAUCCGGCAUAUCUUCGACGGUACAUCAAGGGUCUCUUCAGCAUCACAAUCUUUCGCGUGGCGGAUGAAGUGGAUGCGUCAAGGAUGGUCGCUCAAUACAUCUAUAUGGAGUAUCAAAGAUACUAUUCUUGGUACUGGAUCGAGGUCGAGUGCAAGCAUGCGCGAGAUCUACACGCCAUAUUCGCAGACAGCACGCAUCCCGGCCAGCCAAUCCGUCCCAAGUACAAUCUGGCCCUCGGUGCCUUGGAGCUUCUCCUCGUUAACCAACUUCUGGAGCGAACCAAGCGCUUCAAAUUCCUGAUACCCUGGGCUCCAGAACAAGCUCUACAUUACAGCCUAUCCAAGAAACCUGGUAUGCCCCUGGAAACGGUCGUUCGCGGCGUGUCACGACACUCGAACCUGGACACAGAGGAAGCUCUAGAGAACGGCCCGCUCGAUUGUUGUCUCCAUCAAAUGAUGAGAAAGCCUGACAACCAGAGGCAAUUUGACCACGCCAUGCUCUUUGCAAUGAUUGACGAUCAUCUGGCUCAGAACAACAGGAAGGAAGCAGCCCGUAUCGACGAGUUUCUCAUGCGCGAGCUGGCCGACAUAUCUGCCCUCCACGAGUCUCUGAUUUCUUUACGCCUCAAUCGACCUCGGAACACCUUCAGGGUCAUUUACGAUGUGUUUCGGACGAAGAAGCGCGAAGUCUGGAGAUAUGCGAAGGACAAGCCCAAGGACCACUCGAAACAAGAGUUCAAGGAGACAGGGAAGCCCUUGUGGACGGCUUCCACAAAGGAAAAGCUCCCAGCGAUCCUGCGAGGCUUUUUGGAGGGAUACUUCAAGGACUUGGGGAACUUGGUUUGGAAAGAUCUCCAAGGCACUGGCCUUGAAGUGGAAACCAUUGAAGAAACUCUGGGUGCUGUGCUUGUCCAGAACAAGCCUGAAUAUCUAGAAGCUAUUGCUCGAGAAGAAGAGGAGAUCAUAACUAAGAUUAUCGAGGUUGAGAAGUCUACCCCAGACACCUCCGAGACACAAGCGCAGCGUCACAGAACAAGCCAGCGCGAGAAAGUCAAGACCAGACCCGACAGCCUGCCCGAGAGCGUCCAGCUAGCCGACACUCCGGAAUCUAUCGACACCGCCAGGCUUUCGAUCAAGCCCGCCAAGAGAAUUCAGGUCGCUCCGCGCACUCUUGAUGUAGUUCAUCUCAUGUACCCCGAUGCGCAAAGCAAGCCCAGAAACAUCACAUGGGACGACUUCGUACACGCUCUAUGCGAUGCCGGUUUCGUGGCGAGCAACAACGGCGGAUCGGCGGUGCGGUUUGAGGUAGGAUCCGGAGGUGAUUUCGGCGAGAAGGGGGCGAUCAUCUUUCAUAAGCCGCACCCGGUCCUCAAGGUUGACCCCGCCAUGCUUCAUGGCAUGGGACGGCUUGCAGAGUGGUUUGGCUGGACUCGUGAUCGAUUCACUACUGAAUGCGCACAAGAGGAUUAAGGAGACUUGCGAGAGAAGAUUAGAUUGCUCCCAUGACAUAAUGAGGGAACGAAAUGGUGGACAAAACGUUUUGUUGUGAUGGUGAAGGUAAAUUGAGCAUGCAGGAUAGUAGGUGCUUCAGCCUAGUUUACAUACUUUCGAGGUAACUUGCUAGAGCAGUACUCACAGAACAGCUUUAUGGAUUGAUUUCGG